Molecule: messenger RNA, 1736 nt
Organism: Dryobates pubescens (Downy woodpecker)
Lineage: Eukaryota; Metazoa; Chordata; Aves; Piciformes; Picidae
Gene: PSTPIP1
Product: proline-serine-threonine phosphatase interacting protein 1
Exons: 15
Coding region: 289-1512 (407 amino acids)
Biological process (GO): actin filament polymerization
Cellular component (GO): actin filament; cytoplasm; plasma membrane
Molecular function (GO): actin filament binding
Source: RefSeq, a predicted model, not a curated record
CAGAAGAGAAACAGGUUUGGGGUUAGGGUGCUGAGAGAGUGCAUGUCUCUGUGUGUGAGCAAGAGCUUCUUUCCCCUCAGUCCCUUCUUAGGUCAUUACACCGAGCUGCCUGAAACUGCCCAAUGCUAUUUUUCACCACCUUGACUUCAGAAGAGACAGGUCUGUGGAUGUGCUUCACCUUCUGCUUCAGCUGGGCGAUAGCAGCAAAACUGAGAGCUGUGGCUGCUGCUGCUCUCGUUUGAGAACUGACUUGUUGAAGGAUUCCUGCCCUUCCACAGAGCAAUAAUAAUGACACAGCUGCAGUUUAAAGAUGCAUUUUGGUGCAAGGAGUUCACUUUCCACACUGGCUAUGAGGUGCUCGUACAGCGGCUGUUGGACGGGAAGAAGAUGUGCAAAGAUGUGGAGGAUUUGCUCAAGCAGAGAGCACAAGCAGAAGAGAGAUACGGGAAAGAGCUGAUUCAGAUUGCCCGGAAAGCAGGAGGACAAACAGAAAUCAACACACUGAAGGCAGCAUUUGAGAGGCUCAAACAACAAAUCGAAAGUGUUGGAAACUCUCAUAUCCAGCUGGCAAUAAUGCUGAAGGAUGAACUGAAAGGAAUAGAGGAGUUCCGAGAAAGACAGAAGGAGCAAAGAAAAAAGUAUGAGGCGGUGAUGGAGCGCAUGCAAAAGAGCAAAUUGUCCCUGUAUAAGAGAACAAUGGAGGCAAAGAAGACCUAUGAACAGAAGUGCAAGGAGGCAGAUGAGGCCGAGCAGUCCUUUGAACGGACAAGUGCUUCAGGCAACCAAAAGCAAAUGGAGAAGAGCCAGAACAAGGCCAAGCAAUGCAGAGAUGCAGCAAAUGAAGCAGAGAACGUGUACAAACAGAGCAUUGAGCAGCUGGAUAAGGUCAGGACAGAGUGGGAACAGGAACAUAUCAAAACCUGCGAGGUCUUCCAGCUCCAGGAGUGUGACCGCAUCACCAUCCUCCGCAACUCGCUAUGGGUUCACUGCAACCAGCUCUCCAUGCAGUGUGUGAAGGAUGAUGAGCUAUAUGAAGAGGUUCGAGUAAGCUUGGAGAACUGCAUUGUAGAGUCAGACUUAGACUACUUCAUUAGGACUAAAAUGACAGGAACACAACCUCCAGAUGCAAUAGGGUAUGAGAACUACUACAACAGAGAACGAAACAGAAGCAACAGUGGCCCAACCCAGUCUUGUGGGAUGAUGAAAAGAUUCUCUGAACUACUGCAUGGAAGCAGCAAAAACAACAUGGAAAGUGCCUCUCCUUCAGCCCCUCCUCUCGCAGAGAAAACAGACCAAGUCUAUGCAUCCAUUUUUGUAAAUGAACCAGCUGCAAUCACGUCAUCACAGGACUACAGAGUACUUUAUGACUACACAGCCCAGAACAUGGAUGAACUGGACAUCAGUGAAGGAGACAUUGUAGUUGUCAUUGAAGAAAAUGAGGAUGGCUGGUGGACAGCAGAAAGGAAUGGGCAGCGAGGCUUUGUGCCAGGGUCUUAUCUUGAAAAGCUUUGAUGAAAAGAACCCCCAGUCCCCAGACUUAAAAAAACUUCUAUUAUGGAAACAAACAGCACACAAGGUCUGCUUCAAGCAACCCUAAUAUUGUCUUCUACAAUUACCUGUCAGGAAAUAACCAACUGACCACACUUUACUCUUCCUCCCUCCUGCCCCAGCCCAGCAUCUCCUGGCCUACAUUGCCUGCACAUCUGUUGUCAUCUCAGAGAGAUCAGGACCUGUAU